Molecule: messenger RNA, 3291 nt
Organism: Trichomonas vaginalis G3
Lineage: Eukaryota; Parabasalia; Trichomonadida; Trichomonadidae
Product: GTPase activator protein
Exons: 1
Coding region: 1-3291 (1096 amino acids)
Biological process (GO): regulation of small GTPase mediated signal transduction; positive regulation of GTPase activity
Cellular component (GO): cytoplasm; nucleus
Molecular function (GO): GTPase activator activity
Source: RefSeq, a predicted model, not a curated record
AUGAAUCAAGUUUUAGGUCCCCAAAAGAAGCAAGUUAUUCAAGAUAUUUCAAAGACAGAAAAAAUAUUUCAAGAUGUUAAGAUCAAGUCCACAGUUGUAAAUGAUUAUCUCCAACCUUGCGAAAAUUACAUUUCCGCACUCUCAAAAUUAUUGGCUCCUGUGCAACCAAGUAAAUUCGGCAACGUUCAGCUUCAACUUGCCGAUUACUUUGUCUACGCUGCUACUAUUAAUACCAUUAUUCAGGAUGGAUUGUUAUAUAAAAUUGCACCUUCUAAUGUAUGUGAAGUCAUCAAAGUUGUUCUUUUGUUUACCCAAAGUGAUGUAACUUCAUCCCUUUAUCUAUCUAUUCGCAAAGUCUUUAUAGAUCUUCUCGAAACUUUCGGAAAUAUCAAACCAACAGAUUUUAAGCUCUUUGAAUACAUAAAACAAUAUAAUUAUCUUGACCAAUUCGGAACCGAUUUGUUUGGCAAGCUUUUAUUGCUCUCAACAGAGAAAAUUCAAUUUAUUUUAGGAAACUUUCCAAAAUUGUUCGAAGAUGAGAGAGGAAAGCAAGUUCUCCAAGUAUACUUUAAGUCGUUUAUCGCAGCUGUGAAGGCAGAGCAAACAAAACCACAAUUUGUUCCGUAUAACGCUAUUUAUAUCUUAAUUGAGUUCUUAAGGAACUCCGCUAUUGAGAUCCCAGAGCCACUUGCAUUUUUCAGAUACAUUUGGGCAAAAAUUACGGAUGAAAACGAUAAAAUUGAGUUAAUUCAACACUUUGAAGAAAUAAUCCCAUCAUGCAUCAACUCAUACCUUCCAAUAACAUACAUUCUUUACCUUUACGACUCAAAUGUAUUGAAUCCAGAGCUCUUUUCCGCUGCAUAUAAUCUUAUUGACUCUUCCAACAAUACAGCUCAAUAUUUCAUAACAUUUCUUGCAUGUUUGUACUUCUUUGAUAUCACAACAAUAGAUACAAAGGCCUUAGAGGAGUUUUCGAACUCAAUAACAACAAGUACUGUAAUUUGCAAGACAAUGGCUGCCAAUCUUGUCGAAUUCCACAAGGGAGUUCCAUCAUUAAUCAAUACUCCUUGGAAAUACGCAAAUACUUUCUUCGAAGGCGAAGAAUCAACUUUGAAAUUCGAAAAUCUCGGAUUUGACGCACAAGAUCUCAAAAAACCUUACGACAUCCAUAACAUAGACAUCAUGUGCGACGCGAAAUCGUCAUCUCUUUCGUGUUUACUCAUAAAUCGCGUUUUGGAUAUUUUCGAAUUAUGUCCGUCAGCAUUGUGCAAGAAAGAUCCGAAGCCAGACUUAUGCUGGAUAUUCAUUCCACGCAUUUUCGCGAAGAAGAAACUCUCACAGACCGUUAUUAAGACAUUUACAAAAAUUUUCAGUGAUCCGUUCCUUCAGUAUCGUAUUUCCAACAAUGUUUACAAGAAGUGGGUAUCGUUCAUCAUCACUCAAUCUUUCAACGAUAAAGAUUUAGUUUUAUGUACGGCCGCCCUUGCAGAUAUCAUCAGACUGAACCUCCCAUGCGCUUCAGUAGCUGCUCCAUUCUUCCUUGUUGCUGUUAACAAGAUCAAAUCUCUUACUCCUUUGGCAACAAAUUUCGCAAAUGCAUUUGCCAGUCUCAGAAUCACAGGAUGCAUUUCUCAUGAGCAAUGCGUUGAAUUAUCCAAUACGUUGGGAUUCGGAAAGAAGUAUUCCAACUCAUAUAUGGAAUAUUAUUCUGAUAUCUCAAACAUUUACAAUAUAGCGCCACCAGAAAACCGUCCAGAUGUAUUUGCUGCUGCCAUCCAAGCUCUCGUUGAAGAUUCUCUUCGCGGUAGAGAUUAUACCAAACUUAAAGACUUCAUAAUUUCCAGGAUUCUGCAACUCACUGAUGAUGAGAUGCAGACACUCUCUUUCCUUUCCGAAGUCGAUCAGGUUUCCGAUGAAUUAAUUAUUUCCAUUGUCGAUGCUUGCCUCGCAAAGGAAUCUCCAAGGCAUACAAUGAUUGCUGUAAGGCUCAUGGUUUCAUGCCCGUAUAUCCGAUUCAACGAUUACCUUCCACAUCUCAAAGGACUUCUUAAUAAGAAAGGAUUCGAAGAUCCAAGGAAAUUGUUCCUCGAGAACUUCCUUAGAUAUCCGUUCAAGGCAGGAAUGAACUUCAUUGAUGACCACUUCGAUAUGAAGAAUGAAGAUCCGAAAUCAAUCGCUAUUACAUCUGAAAAGACAACGAUUAUUACCAAUCUCAACAAAGAGAGUAAUAGCGUUAAGCUUUUCAUCAAAUCGGAGUCCGGAAACUCUCAAUUUGUCUGCAAGAGCGCAAUACCAACAUCUCGCCACGAAAUAUUCAUUCCUAAGACAGAAUGUGACAUUCCUCAUCCAGUUUACGACGAUCAGAAUGAUUGGGGAGACAAAUCUACUUUGAAACCAUUCAACGCUCUUCCAGAAACCCUCAGAGAGGUCUCAUCGCCUCUUAAAGUUCCUGUUGAAGACAGCCAGCAUAAAGAAGAAGAUUCUGCUCCAACUCUUAUUAAUCCUGCAAAUGUUUUGCAAGCUUUCGGUUAUAUCGAUCCUCUCAAGCCAUCUGUCUACAGAAUGCUUGAUAAGGAGAACGCAUCCAACGAAUUGAAGGCACUUUUCGACAUUCAAGUCAGAAGUGGCCACAAAGUUGCAGUUAUCUAUGUCGGCUACAACCAGAGAGACCAGGAACAGCUUCUCGCUAAUACUCUUGGAGAAGCGUCCCCAACUUUCUACAAUUUCAUCAAACAAAUCGGAUAUCCAAUUGAUCUCGCCAAUCAUCCAUCAUUUACAGGUGGCCUUGAUAACAUUGGAUUCUCCACAGGUAGAAAGACAUGCUAUUACGCGAAUAUGGAGCAUGAAUUGAUGUGGCAUGUUUCAACUCUCAUUGAAACAGCUCUUUCCAACGGUAAAAACAUUUACAAGAAGAGACAUAUCGGUAAUGAUUCAAUUCAUGUCCUUUGGAGUGAAGAUUUAGUGGAAUAUGAUAUUUCCAUGAUCACAUCUCAGUUCAAUCACGCCCAUAUCGUUAUAUAUCCAUUACCUCAUGCUAAAUUCGCCGUCCACGUAUUCCAAAAGACUGGAGUUAAGUGGUUUGGCUCAUUAAGAGGUAAAUCAGUCAUUUCUGCACAAGCAUUACCAGCAUUCAUCAGAUAUACAGCUAUUGAAGCUGAUGUAUUGGCAAGAGAAUUCACUGCUGGCAUCAAGAUGCUUCCUUCUGACAAAGUUUUGAAUUCAAGAAAGACUUUGUGGGAAAUGACUAACGAUAAGGAUAAUACUUUUGACCAAGCAGUUUCACUCGAUUAA